Molecule: messenger RNA, 2546 nt
Organism: Patiria miniata (bat star)
Lineage: Eukaryota; Metazoa; Echinodermata; Asteroidea; Valvatida; Asterinidae
Product: polyamine oxidase 7-like
Exons: 2
Coding region: 51-1577 (508 amino acids)
Molecular function (GO): oxidoreductase activity
Source: RefSeq, a predicted model, not a curated record
CUUGGUUCAGAUGUUUAUGUGUGAAAGUACAUGACAUUAAUUGCCUCAUCAUGUUUUCUCAAAUUCACGUUAUUUUCGAUCUUUUGCUGUUCUGUUUCCACGCAAAGGCCCUGGUCAAUCAUGGCGACACUCAAGCCAGAAUCUUGAUUUUGGGGGCGGGGGCUUCUGGCUUACAAGCGGCCAGGACUCUCCACGAUAACGGAAUGGAUGACUUCAUCAUCGUCGAGGCUGCUGAUCGGAUCGGUGGGCGCGUCCAGAGCGCACAAUUCGCUGGCUACACAGUGCCGCUUGGGGCAGGUUGGGCGCAACCAGCAGGUUCCCAAGCGGAUCAACUUGUCCGCGAUCUUGACUUACGUCGUCACACGAGUGAUUACGACAGCUUGACUAUCCGCAACGCGACCGGGCACGAUGUGACUGACGAGGCCGAUGCGAUCUACGAGCGUCUGGAGAAGGCCAUCGACAAACUUAACGAACUGAGCGCAAGACUGAAAAAGAAUGACGAUAUACCAGACAUGUCUCAGCGUUCUGCCCUUCGAAUCGGUGAGUGGAUACCACAAAGUGCGAUCGACAAGGCGAUCGAAUGGUUUGAAUAUGAUUUCGAGUACGCAGACGGACCUGAGGUUUCUUCUACUAAGGCAGUAGGUUCAGACGAAGGGGAAGAGUUGUACAUCACCGACACAGGAGGGUUCGAACGAAUCUUUGAUGAGGUUGCUGGUUUCCUGACGACGCCAGCAUACAUCAACCACACCCGUCUGAACCAGAAGGUGGUAUCCAUCGAUUACAGGAAUGACAUAUCAGUAGUCGUGACGUGUGAGGAUGGCACGCGAUACAUCGGCGAGUACGUUCUUAUCACCUUCAGCAUCGGCGUCUUGCAGAACCCUAAUUUGAUCCAGUUCAUCCCGACUCUCCCGGAAUGGAAAGAUGUUGAGAUUAAGAAAUUUCAGAUGGCUGCGUACACCUCCAUCUACCUCAGCUUUCCCAGCAAGUUUUGGGAUGACACUGAGUGGGUUCUGUACGCCAGCGAGAGAAAGGGUUAUUUUCCAGCGUUUCUCAACUACCAGGCAGCUGGGCUGUUUCCGAACGGGAGUCCAGUGAUAGUGGUCUUUGUUAUUGGUGAUGAAUCUCGGCGCGUUGAGGCACAACCUUCAGACGCGACCAAAGCCGAGAUCCAACAAGUCCUUCGUGACAUGUACGGUGACAGCAUCCCUGAAGCCACCGGCAUCCUGGUGACUGACUGGUCUCAGAAUCCCCUCACCAAAGGCUCCUUCAGCAACGUCCCCGUGGAGGUUCCUACCAAAUGCCGCCAGAAACUCCAGAGCCGAGUGGGUCGCCUCUUCUUCGGUGGCGAGGCAACUUCCGACCGCUUUCCUGGCUACAUCGUCGGGGGUUUAGACUCAGGGGACCGCGAGGCCCGCAAGAUGCUGCAGUGUCUUGAAGAUUUCAAGGAGUGUCCGACCUUUGAAGGAGACGGCCUCGAAUGCGAACAGGCUGAAGCUGAUUCAGCCUGCUCCGUACCCAGCAUUAAUACAGCCUUUCUUGGCCUUUUUGGUCUAUUGGGGAUACUAUGUUAUAUCUAAAAGUGAAAAAUAACAAAGCGAUGAGUUGUGGAAUGGCAAAACGGCGUUUUCCAACACUGUGUUUUUCAAGGUACAUGAAAACAUUUUGUAUUAUUUCAAGGAAACGAUUUAGAUGCACAUGAUGACCCUUUCCUAUCUUAAUUGUAAAUGGUUUAUAACUAACGCUAUUUGAGUUCACACAGAAUAAGUAGUCUGCAAAUUGAAACAGAAGUAUAGAUGUUCAGUUAUUGCAUUUUGUUAAAACUGAAUAACAUAAAUUGAUUUUUCACUCAUUUUGCUACUGCUAUGUUACCGAUCAUGUCAUUGCUAUACUUGAGGGGUUUCUGGGCAUAAGCUCCCAUUAAGUUUUCUACUGAUUUCAAUCUUGGUUUAUUUUCUUCCAAAGGAUUUCAAUAAUUGUAGCUGCCAUUAUUAUUAUUAUAAUUAUAGCUUUUUUGUUUACGUCGGUUUCAUUUUGACCGUCAGUUUUAAUAAUUAUGUGGCCUUUGAAUUGUUUUUACUGCAGUCGGCUGGUUUUUAAUCAAGAUCAUUUCAUCGGGACGGUGAUGGGUGUGAUGUAAGUGGAUAUCUGUGGGGAUUUAUAACUAUAUUAUGCACAAUGACUGCAAUAUUGAGGAAAUAGUAUAUGCAUCAAGCUGACUGUACAUGUGCUAUAUGGCCUACUAAUGGGACAGAUAGGGGCACUGCCGCUGGAACAAACUUUUGUUAGGGGGUGCUGGAAUCUAUAAAGGACAGACAAAAUUAAUACGAAAGCGGAGCGCAAACUCAAGCCCUCACGUCGUGGCUCAAUUUGGAAUAUGGAUGCUCUGUGGUGCAAUCUGAGGCGAUGCUUGGCCACUUUCAUGUGAAUUUUUUUAGCAAAAGUUUUUUUGAGAUUAUAAAAACAAUUUAUUUUAUUAGUUUGUUUAGAAUAUACUGUUGCUCUUAAAAUGUUUAACUGUACUAACAAGUGGAGAACCCUGUAUUUUU